Rosa chinensis is the source of this 881-nucleotide messenger RNA. RefSeq names its product citrate-binding protein. The transcript is spliced from 3 exons. NCBI's taxonomy places the organism in Eukaryota, Viridiplantae, Streptophyta, Magnoliopsida, Rosales, Rosaceae. The coding region runs from base 104 to 769 and encodes 221 amino acids. The record is from RefSeq and is a predicted model, not a curated record.
UAGCCGAGAGAGAAAGGAAUAGCAAAACAGGAAAAAGUAGGAAGAGGCGGGGGCAUAAGCGUCAUUCCACUAUUCAUUUCCUUUGUCCUCAUCUGGAAGCGAGAUGGGUGCCCAUAUAAACCACAUUGCUUUGGCAUGCACAACGUUUUUUCUUGUCCUAACACAAUGGUCCAGCAGCUGGCCUGUGGACGAUCCAACCCUUGGCUUCCUAGAACUCCCACUAAACACAUCCAAUUUGGACAUCCAGAGACCAUAUGACUUGCCACUAAGUGAGCGCUAUAGCUUCGUGGAUGGAGUGCACAAGCUAUGGGUAUACUUCACUGACAAGCCCCACUCCCCGGAGAGCCAGACUCAUGCUCGAACCGAAAUUCGAAUAAGGGGAUACGAUUAUUCUUCAGGUGUAUGGCAAUUCGAAGGAUACGGGUACGUACCAUGUGGAACAGCCAAUGUGACCAUAAUGCAAGUGUUUGGGGCAAGCCCUCACGCAACCACUCUAAUGCUUAGAGUUGGUUCAAAUGGUACCCUUACAUACUAUAGGACUGUAGUCCUGGAUCCUUACAUCUAUGACAGAUGGUUCCGAGUUAAUGUAAUCCACGAUGUCUACGCCUCGCAUUUGAAGGUUUAUAUCGAUGGAGUUCUCAAAUUAGAAGCUCCCGGUCGCGGAGGAAAGUUUCAUUAUUUUAAAUGCGGCGUCUACUCUCAGCCGGAUGGUUCUUACUACAUGGAGUCUCGUUGGAAAGGGAUCAAGGUGCUGAAAAAAUGUGACUGAUCGAUCUUCAAAGCUUUUUUAAUUUGUCCUAUUUCUGUGUAUGAAAAUAAAUUUGGUUUUCAGGCUAAUAUAAAUUAUCAGCCAAUUGAUCGAGAUAUGUGGUCAAUCUAGG